Cuscuta campestris is the source of this 950-nucleotide messenger RNA. The record is from the annotation of a GenBank genome assembly. NCBI's taxonomy places the organism in Eukaryota, Viridiplantae, Streptophyta, Magnoliopsida, Solanales, Convolvulaceae.
CUGUGACUCCGUGCAAGAAAUUGUCUUUGGUCUUAGAUUUGAUUUUGAAUAAACCCUAAUUUCAGGAACAAGGUUAGCUAGAUUCCAACGUAUCUGCAAAUAUGUACGGUUUGGACACAGGCACCGAAGAUGUGGAACGAACCGCAUUCAGAAAGGCAGAGAAGAAGUACAAGUUGUACUACGAUAGCAGCAGAAAGAAAAAACAACCCAUACCUGUGGAUUUAUCAGAGGUGAUUGAUUUCAAGUCCAUAGCUGAGAGUUAUGCCAAGAAUGUUGAGCUCCCUGCUGGAAUUUCUGUGCUUCAAUGUGAUUUUGGUCGACCUGUUUUCUGCUUGGAAAGCCAUCCAGGUGUCUUGAGCUUGUCUUCUGGCUCUUUGUAUACGGCUUAUAGCGAAGUUGUGGGUGUUGUUGCAUGUGGCAUCCAAUGCCUGACCUAGCAUAGUAGCAUCCUCUUUGGCAAAAGCACCCUUUACCAAGUAAUAAUUUAAGUGGUGAAAUCCCAUAAUAUUAUACUCAUCAAAUAUUCGGAGAAAAGUGAAGCCAAGAAUAAGAUUGAGCUGAAAAAUGGAAAAGGCAUAAAAGUUCGUUUCAUAAUUGUCACUAUGUUAAUAUGUUAUAUAUUUGCUCAUGAAUUAACAAAUAUAUAAGUGAGAUAUUUUUAUGUUUUAUUGAAAGGGAAUUUCAAAAUAUGGAAAGGGAAAAAUUAGGAUAAUUCUAAGGGGCUGUUUGUUUCAGCCUCUUAAUGGUUCAGAUGUCUGAAUGGUUAAGAGAUUUGCCUCUGAAUGGUUAAGUAUUAUACAGAGUCUGAAUGGUUAAGACCUCUUAUCUGAAUUGAUCAGACAUUUGCCUCUGAAUAGUUAAGCAAUAUACUAGCUCUUAAUGGUUCAGACCUCUUACUGGUUAAGCACUUAAUGGUUCAGACCUCUUACUGGUUCAGCACUUACCGAUUC